AUGGAUAGAAUUCACUUUGAAGUCAACGGAGUGCACUGCUCAGUGGGCAGUGAGGUGAGCUCCUCUACAACCCUGCUGGAGUAUCUCCGGAGAUAUCUGGAGCUGCGCGGUACCAAGUACAUGUGUUUGGAGGGAGGAUGUGGAGCCUGUAUCGUGAACGUCACAAAACAUCCUGGAGGAGAAUCCCAAGGAGUCAACUCUUGCAUGGUACCUAUAACAUCAUGUAACGAGUGGAAUAUAACAACAAUUGAGGGCAUCGGGAAUCGUCUGCACGGCUACCAUCCAAUUCAGGUGACACUGGCUGAAAACAACGGCACACAGUGUGGCUACUGCAGUCCAGGAUGGGUCAUGGCUAUGUACAGUAUUCUAAAAAAUAAAAAACCGACGAUGUUGGAAGUAGAGCAGUCAUUUGGAAGCAACAUCUGCCGGUGUACUGGAUACAGACCCAUCUUAGAGGCGUUCAAGAAGUUCGCUUCAGAUGCUCACGAUGUAUUAGAUAUCGAGGACCUAGAAAUAUGUAAAAAGUCUGGUCGACCGUGUGCGAAGAAUAGUUGUGACGAAUCUGAUUGGUGUUUAUUAUCUAAAAACGAACUUAAUGGAAAACUACUGCACAUUAUAUUAAAUGAUAACAGGGACUGGUUCAAAGCGACGUGUAUAUCUGACAUAUUUGAAAUUUUCCAAAAAUGGGGAACUGAGUUUUAUAUGCUUCUGGCUGGAAAUACAGGGAAAGGCGUUUUUCCAAUAUUAGAGUAUCCAAGAGUAUUGAUAAAUGUAAAUGAUGUCAAGGAAUUGAGGCAACAAUAUAUUGACCAAAACUUAGUGAUUGGAGGAGCGACGACCCUCACAGAACUGAUAAAUAUAUUCGAUACAGUGGGUCACACUGAAUACUUUGGAUAUCUGCUGGUAUUGAAAGACCACUUAGAGGAAGUGGCACACAUUACUAUAAGAAAUAAUGCAACAGUUGCUGGUAAUCUUAUGCUGAAGAAUUUUCACCUCGAUUUUAAAUCCGACAUUUUCAUACUUUUUGAGACUGUUGGUGCACAACUUACUAUAUUAACUAGUCCUGUUGAAAAAAAAAUCAUCACAAUGCAAUCGUUCCUUUCAGAAAAUAUGAAUGGCAAAAUAAUAUUAAAUGUCCUACUUCCACCGCUGAGUACUGAAAACAAGAUUGUAACUUUUAAAAUUACGCCACGAUCUCAAAACGCCCAUGCUCUCGUCCAUGCUGGAUUUCUUUACAAAGUGGAUCAUGCUGAAAGAGUCCUAGAUAGUAGAAUUGUUUACGGAGGACUUUCGCCAACAUAUACCAGAUCUUGGAAAACUGAAAAGUAUCUUGUUGGCAAAUCGCUAUUUCGGAAUGAAACGUUGCAAGGAGCUUUAAAAAUUUUGGACUCAGAGCUGUUGAUAGUUGAUUGCUUACUAGAUCCGCCAAUACAGUAUAAACAUCAAGUGGCAUUGGCACUAUUUUAUAAGGGUCUACUUUCGUUAUGUCCACAAGACAGGUUAAAUCCCCGUUAUUUGUCUGGGGCAAGCAAAAUUCAUAAGACGAGACCAGUGUCUGAAGGAACUCAAACAUUCGAUGUAAAUCCCGCUCUGUGGCCUCUAAACCAACCAAUACCGAAACUUGAGGGUUUGAUCCAAUGUGCCGGGGAAGCAAAAUACUCUGAAGACAUUCCAAGAUGUCCAGGAGAAGUUUUUGCAGCAUUUGUUUUAACAACAGUAGCUCUAGGAAAAAUUACACAUAUAGAUGCCAGCCUUGCUUUGGAGGAACCAGGAGUAAUAGCAUUUUAUACAGCAGCAGAUAUCCCAGGCAGAAAUAGUUUUAUACCUGCUGUUAAUGCAUAUAACACAGCUGAUGAAGAAUUCUUGUGCAACGGAGAAGUUAAAUAUUUUAAUCAGCCCCUUGGAAUUAUUGUUGCCGAAUGUCAAAGCAUUGCAGACAAAGCUGUACAUCUUGUACAAGUUAUUUAUACUGAUAUAAAGAAUCCGGUUCUUGACAUCAGGGUUGCCAAACAUGAUCCCUCAAAACUGAAAUUGUUUCAAACGACAAACGCAACUUCUGCUGGUACAGAUAUCGCUAAAGUAAUUAAAGGUGAACAUAGUAUCUAUACACAAUAUCCCUUCACUAUGGAAACUUUGGUAACUGUGACACAUCCUACAGAAGAAGGUUUCAGAAUAUACGCAGCAACACAAUGGAUGGAUUCAGUUCAUGUAGUGAUUUCAAGAGCUCUUCUACUAGAUGAAAAUAGAAUAGAUAUUCAUGUCCGUCGUUUGGGUGGUGGGUAUGGCUACAAGUUAUCAAGAGUUACACAAGUGGCUUUAGGAAGUGCUUUGGUUGCAUAUAAACUCAAUCGACCUUGUCGUUUCAUACAAAGCCUUAGUACUAAUAUGAGAGCUACCGGGAAACGAUUUCCAUGUUCUACAAGUUUUGAGAUUUCCGUAAACAAAGCAGGACUAAUACAAUCAUUGGAUUAUGAGCUUUUUAGUGACAAUGGUUACAUCGUAAAUGAAACUUUACUAAAUCUGGGUGUUGGUUUGUAUAACAAUGUUUACAAAAAUAAAACUUGGACCUAUAAAUCUUAUAACGCCAUAACUGAUACGCCCUCAAAUACAUGGUGUAGAUCUCCAGGUACUUUGGAACAUGUUGCAAUGUCUGAAUUAUUAAUGGAAAGAAUCGCUUAUGAGAUGAACUUAGAUCCGCUUGAUGUUCGUCUAGCAAAUUUGGAUACAACAAAAUAUAAUGAUAUACUUGAAAUGCUUGAAACAUUGAAAACUAAUUCACAAUAUGAAGAACGUAAAAUAAGAGUAGAUAAAUUUAAUAAUGAAAAUAGAUGGAAGAAACGUGGUUUGAGAUUUUCGUUUUUGAGAUGGGAUCCCAUUGGAACGCAUUAUUUAGAUGUAAACAUGUGUGUUUAUUACGAUGAUGGCACCGUUGCUAUAACACAUGGUGGAAUAGAAAUAGGACAAGGAAUAAACACCAGGUCAAUCCAAAUAGCAGCUUAUUUUCUUAAUAUCCCCAUAGAGAAAAUUCAAGUGAAACCUAAUGAUACUGUUAUUUCACCUAAUGCAGGUGGAACUGGUUUGAGUAUAACGGGUCAAAAUGUAGGAAUAGGUGUUCAAAGAUGUUGCGAAGAAUUGCUUAGAAGACUUGAACCAGUUAAAGCUCAGUUAAAUAACCCAACUUGGGAGGAAUUGGUGAAAAAAGCUUAUGAAAUGAAUGUUGAUUUACAAGUACAUGAUUUAGUGAAUGCUAAAGAUGAACAGAAGUAUAGUAUAUAUGGUAUAACACUAGCCGAAGUUGAAAUAGAUGUUCUGACUGGUGAAUGGGAAAUAAAAAGAGUUGAUCUAAUUGAAGACGUAGGUAGAAGUGUUAACCCUGAUUUGGAUGUCGGUCAAAUCGAAGGUGCUUUUAUAAUGGGCGUCGGUUACUGGACUAGUGAGAAUAUCAUUUACGAUCCAGAAAGUGGAGAAAUUCUCACGGACCGUACAUGGGAGUACUGGGUGCCGGGUGCAAGGGACAUUCCUCAGGACUUCAGAGUUUAUUUCAGAGAAAAAUCUUUCAGUACAGCCAAAAUUCUGGGAGCUAAAGCAACUGGUGAACCUGCGACUUGUAUGGGAAUCUCCGUAGCAUUUGCUAUGAGAGCAGCUAUAACUUCAGCACGUAAAGAAUCAGGAAUGCUUGCAUGGACUCAAAUUGAUGGUCCUUUCACUGUUUAUAAAAUAGCUUUGGCAUGUGCCUCACACUUUGAAGAUUUUCGAUUUUACUAA
Molecule: messenger RNA, 3765 nt
Organism: Danaus plexippus (monarch butterfly)
Lineage: Eukaryota; Metazoa; Arthropoda; Insecta; Lepidoptera; Nymphalidae
Product: xanthine dehydrogenase-like
Exons: 17
Coding region: 1-3765 (1254 amino acids)
Molecular function (GO): 2 iron, 2 sulfur cluster binding; iron ion binding; FAD binding
Source: RefSeq, a predicted model, not a curated record